GUCUCCAACAUCCCAAAACUAUCAGAAUAUAUUCAAGAUGUCGACGGACCCCAAGAUUCAGGAGCUUCUCAGCAAGUCGCGCAAUGAACUCACUGAGUACGAGAUUGCCCAGCUAGAAGAACACGAGUUCUCUGCCGGCCCUCUAUCUAUCCUUCAGACGGCCGUUCGAUCGCACGUGCAAGUGCUCAUCUCCAUCCGCAACAACCGUAAGCUCCUUGCGCGUGUCAAAGCCUUCGAUCGCCAUUGCAAUAUGGUGCUGGAGAAUGUAAAGGAGAUGUGGACAGAGACCCCUCGGUUAGCAAACGGGAAGAAGGGUCGCCCAGUGAACAAGGAUCGAUUCAUCAGCAAGAUGUUCCUACGAGGCGAUAGCGUCAUUCUGGUUCUUCUCAGCUAAUAAUUAUUACGGUCAUGGUUUUGGGGCGGUGUGAGCUCGAAUUUAAGAAUGGGAUGUUUGUAUGUCUUACGGGCAAGACUCACAGGGACUCCAUAGGCGUUGAAAACAUGUUGAUUUUCGCAUACCAUAUUUGUUCAUUAC
Molecule: messenger RNA, 535 nt
Organism: Fusarium oxysporum Fo47
Lineage: Eukaryota; Fungi; Ascomycota; Sordariomycetes; Hypocreales; Nectriaceae
Product: mRNA splicing protein SMD2
Exons: 4
Coding region: 38-394 (118 amino acids)
Biological process (GO): RNA splicing; spliceosomal snRNP assembly
Cellular component (GO): U5 snRNP; U4/U6 x U5 tri-snRNP complex; U1 snRNP
Molecular function (GO): RNA binding
Source: RefSeq, a predicted model, not a curated record